This is a messenger RNA of Lachancea sp. 'fantastica', 942 nucleotides long. The record is from the annotation of a GenBank genome assembly. NCBI's taxonomy places the organism in Eukaryota, Fungi, Ascomycota, Saccharomycetes, Saccharomycetales, Saccharomycetaceae.
AUGCUAGGAUCUAUCUUUAGAAAGUACCCAGAACCGGCAGAAUUGGGCUACUGGGGGAAACCGACCUCGACGAUCGACUGGUGCGAGGAGAAUUAUGUGGUUUCAUCGUUCAUAGCAGAAUGGUCAAACACGCUUACCAAUAGUGCGUUUGUAGCACUAGCACUAUAUGUUACAUGGUCUGCAUUUUACCAAAGGCUGGAAAAAAGAUUUGUGUUGAUCGGGCUCGGGUUGGGAACCGUCGGAGUCGGGUCCUGGCUGUUCCACAUGACGCUCCGCUACGAAUACCAGCUUUUGGACGAGUUGCCCAUGAUUUAUGCCACCUGUAUCCCCGCAUGGAGCAUUUUCUCAGAAAAACGGCAUCCUCUCAACAACGGUCCGCUCACGACCUCGUCUUUGUUCAUGCAAGGCGUCAUCGGAGUCCUUGUGUUUGGAGCAGCCGCAAUUUUAACCGUCGUGUACUUGCUAUACCGGGACCCUACCAUCCACCAAACCGCAUAUGCGAUUUUGAACGUCAUUGUGGUGUUCUCCGCAGGUGGAAUGGCUGCCAAAUACGUGCACGAUCCCUUGGCCAAACGCAACCUGCGCAACACCAUGGCCCUCAGCAUCUCCAUUUUCCUACUGGGCUAUUUCCUCUGGCAAUUGGACGUGCAUUUCUGCUCGUUCUGGAUUUUCGUGCGCAGAACCUUUCUGCACUUGCCAUUCGGCAUGUUUCUGGAGCUGCACUCUUGGUGGCAUCUUCUUACAGGUUCCGGGGUCUAUUUCUACAUUGUGCAUCUAGAAUACCUUCGGGUUUUGACCCACGGCCACGCUGACGAUUACACCCUAUGUUGGAGAUGGAAAGUGUUUCCAGAAGUGAUUCAUCGCUCCCAUACUGUCAAUACCAGAUACUCUCUGGAAUUUUUGGGACCUUACCACGAUCCAAACCGGGCUAAGAGUGAGUAG